GUGGGCGGCAUUCGCGGCAUGACCGCGGUGCAGAGUCCUACGGGGACUGGCUCAUCCAUCUUGUUUUGCUGGAACCCCAACAGCACCUCCAAGUCCUGGAUCCUCCGUUGCGAUUUCGACGGCGAAAAAAAAUUGAUGCAGCCGAUAGAGGAGACCUCCAUCAACGCGGAGGCCAAAAAAUAUCUGCAGACCGAAGAUCUGGCGUAUACCUUGGCGGCCUACAACAACAUGUUGCCCAGUCAGGUCGGAAAGCACCAGUGCAAUCUCAUUGGCUUUGAGAUCGUCGUUUACGGUGGAGGCCUCAAGAAGCUGCAAUUGGAUCAAGUUAAAGAGAAGCACGCCUAUUGGGCCGGCGCGGGCAUCGCCUGCCGCGUCAACGGCCACGACUACUUCGUCAUCGAAGUGGGUGGCGUCGGGGGAACUGGUCAGGCCUUAACGGCCGUGCGAUGCUUUGAAAAUUCGCCCUUCCCGGAGGUGCGGCGCGGUGGGAAGAUGCUGGAUAUGAUCAUCACUGACACGGAGGGAGCCAAACACCAUCUACUUCGGUGGCUACGAUUGCAACAGCUGCCCAUCGAAUCACACCGCCUGGAUUUGGAAGUGCACUCCUGCCUAGGACACCGGGUCCCAAAAUUCUGUGCGAAAGCUCGACCGGAUCCGAGGCAAGAGUCCGCGGUUGAGGACUGCAGCCGAGUAGCGGCACUUGGAAGCCUCCAGGCCUUGGGUAACAGCCUCGAGAGUGCCUUGCUGGAACAGUCCAGCGACAGUGCCCAGCUGAAACGCGUGGCCGCGCAGCUGUCUCCGGACGUGUCGCAGGCAGCCACGGUGCCUUUGAAGGUGCUGAGCGUGUCUGCUGAACUGCGAGUGGAACUGGCGAUCGAGGCUCCCUGGUUGCCUUUGGAACUGGUGCUCUUCCGCGAUGGGCAGGAGGAGAAAGCCUGGGCCAGCGCGCACUUCGCAGGGCAGCGGCUGGUCAUGCUGCUACCAAGCCUGCCCAAGGGCCAGUACCAGCUGAAACUCUCAUACUGGUCCCCCGCGGGCACGGGUGCAGCGGGUGCAGCUCAACGGCACUGCGCGGCACUGCUGGGCACUGUCGCCUUGCUGGCGGCGAAGGGCAGGGAUACCUCCAACUAUCGCCAGGAGAGAUAUGCAUUCUGUCAUUGA
Molecule: messenger RNA, 1161 nt
Organism: Cladocopium goreaui
Lineage: Eukaryota; Dinophyceae; Suessiales; Symbiodiniaceae
Source: the annotation of a GenBank genome assembly